Anarrhichthys ocellatus (wolf-eel) is the source of this 5320-nucleotide messenger RNA. It is a transcript of the gene agbl5, whose product is annotated as AGBL carboxypeptidase 5. Lineage: Eukaryota; Metazoa; Chordata; Actinopteri; Perciformes; Anarhichadidae. Gene Ontology annotation, molecular function: zinc ion binding; metallocarboxypeptidase activity. The coding region runs from base 1112 to 4102 and encodes 996 amino acids. The transcript has 17 exons. The record is from RefSeq and is a predicted model, not a curated record. Gene Ontology annotation, biological process: proteolysis; protein deglutamylation.
UUCCACAGAGAAACCUGAACGCAGCAUCCAGAGCAGCGACGUGAGGGUUGAGAAGGACGAUGAAAACAAAGAUGGACAUCGAAUCAAAAUAGCGUAGUAAGACUGAACAUUCAUUGUCCCGUGGAAAAGCAUUGGCGUAGCUAAAAUGUAUUAAGCAUGUAACGACUGAAGCUGUGCAUUCGUUCAAAAAUACUGUCGUCUCAAACAACGACUGCUAGUUCGGUAACCGAGCUAAGUUAGCCUCCGUAGCCUAGAAACGUAUGCUAGCGUUAUUAGCGGUGUGUAACAUUAGCUAUCUGACGGUGUCCACUGAGACUAUCAUAGUAGUAACGUUAACUAUUAGCUGACAUUAGCGUGUUCAGAAAAGAACAAAGAACGCGUCUUGUUAACCGACUCUACCGCUUGCAGUCGUUAGUUCCCCUUUACUCUGUGCCAGAUCUCUCGGUCAGCGGUUGUUGUUGCUCCAUGACUGAAAUCAAACAGCAGACAUUAUGUUGUAGCACUGGACAGAGGGGCGGUCAUGUUGUCAUACAUGAUAAAUGAUAAGCAAACAACAAUGCAAUAAUGUAUCUGCGCCGUAGAUCCAGUGAACAUUGGGUUGUAACCGUCGAACAUAUUGUAUCGUUUGGCCAUGGUUGUAUUUUCUCUACCCUCCUCAGAUUGUCGCUGUUAUUAAUUUAAGCAAGUUCAAAAGUUAUCGUCUUGACCUAAAUGAUUUAAUUACAUCUUAACCACUAAGACUGAAGUUGCAUGUUUUGCCCUAGUUUAUGUAUGUGGCCUUUAUGCAAUUCAAUUUUGAUCUGAACUGUGAAUUCCAGGUACCUUCAUCGUUAUAAUUAAGUAAUUUCAAUUAUAGAUAGCCUAUAUUUAAUUUCUUAAUUGGUGUUACGAGUUACCAAAAACAAAGAUCUUACUACCAAAGCCCACACAUUACUACAACAUGCAAUUUCCGAUAUCUAUCAAGAAAGUUUCUCAAAAUUAAUACAAAUAUAUUCUUGCAGUAUCCCUGUCCUGCAUCCAGUAAUGUGUAUGCGUCACAAAGCAGUGACUUAAUCAAUGAUGACAACCGUUUUGGAUCAAACAAUGUGUCGUUGCAAUACAAGGCUGCACCAUGCUGUAUGUCAGACGUCUGACUGGCACCCGAGGGGAGAAAAGUGAGAGCCCAGAGUUCAGAACCAUGGAGGCUCGCUUUGGGAAUAUUGUGUUCAGCUCCAAGUUUGACUCCGGGAACCUGGCACGUGUGGAGAAGGUGGAGAAGGGCAGCCAUAGCCCUCCUACUAAUGCAGCUCCCAGUGGGAGUGCCCUCUCAGGGUCAAACCUUACCCCUGACUAUGAGUUCAAUGUAUGGACGCAGCCAGACUGCAGUGGCACCGAACAUGAGAAUGGAAACAGAUCGUGGUUUCACUUCAGUGUACGGGGUGCUGCAUCUGGAAAGAUACUGAAGAUCAAUGUGAUGAACAUGAACAACCAGAGGAAGCUCUACAGCCAGGGUAUGGCUCCUCUCGUACGCACUUUACCUGGCAAGAACCGGUGGGAAAGGAUCCGGGACAGACCCACAGCUGAGAUUGUGGAUAACCAGUUCAUCCUCUCAUUCUCUCACCGGCUGUUGGAGGUGCGAGGGGCGACCACCUACUUCUCUUUCUGCUUCCCCUUCUCUUAUAGUGAGUGCCAGGAGAUGAUGCAGCAGUUUGACAAGAGCUACCCUAAUGCUGCUCAACUCAUUCCGAGCAGUGCCCCGGACAGUGUGUAUUAUCAUAGGGAGUUGUUGUGCCACUCUCUAGAUGGUAAUAGGGUGGACCUGAUCACUGUGACCAACUGCAACGGGAUGCAAGAGGAGAGAGAACCCCGUCUGCCGAAGCUGUUUCCCGACAUCAACACGCCAAGACCACACCGCUUCUCCAGCAAAAGGGUGUUUUUUCUUAGCAGUCGAGUGCACCCCGGGGAGACUCCCUCAUCCUUUGUGUUCAACGGUUUCCUCAACUUCAUCCUAAGAAGAGAUGACCCUCGUGCUCAUGCGCUUCGGAACAUGUUUCUUUUCAAGCUCAUUCCCAUGCUCAACCCAGACGGGGUUGUCCGUGGGCACUACAGGACUGAUUCCAGGGGUGUGAACUUGAACAGACAAUACUUAAACCCCAGCCCUGAGCUGCACCCUUCCAUCUAUGCAGCCAAAACACUUUUGCUCUACCACCACACACACAACCGCCUGCACAAUACACAGUCCAGCAGUCACUGUAACAGCCCCACACACAUGCAGACCCCGCCCCUUAGCAUCAAACCUGACAAUCAACAUCAAUCUCCUCCCUUCACCUCCCUUGAAGUCAGCUUGAACCAACGAAAUGCAGACAAUGACACAAGUCCUGCGCUCACAGAAGUUCUGAUGGUGACGGAGGAAAACGCCUGGGUCACCACAGAGAUGGGGAAGGGGGACCACAACAGCUCAUCAAGCUCCUCGGAGACUGUAGCUCCUGUUACUGUAGAGGUAACCGUACCAGAGGUGGAGGAACAAGAAUCAAUUCCACCACAGGAGGGGGGAGUGGCAUACUAUGUGGACUUACAUGGCCACGCCUCUAAACGGGGGUGCUUCAUGUAUGGAAAUAACCUUCCUGAGGAGAGCCAGCAGGUAGAGAACAUGCUGUAUCCAAGGCUGAUCGCUGUGAACUCUGCCCACUUUGAUUUCCUGGGCUGUAACUUCUCAGAGAAAAACAUGUACGCACGAGACAAGAGGGAUGGCCAGUCUAAAGAAGGCAGCGGGCGGGUGGCCAUUCACAAGGCCACAGGGCUGCUUCACAGCUAUACUUUGGAGUGCAACUACAACACAGGAAAAACCAUGAACACCAUCCCACCUGCUUGCCAUGACAAUGGACGGGCAACCCCACCCCCACCCUCAUCAUUCCCUCCAAAAUACACUCCAGAAAUAUUUGAACAGGUGGGCCGUGCCGUGGCUAUCUCUGCCCUGGACAUGGCAGAGUGUAACCCCUGGCCACGGCUGGUGCUGUCUGAGCACAACUGCCUGAUGAACCUCCGAGCUUGGAUCCUCAAACACGUCCGCAACACCAAAGGCCUGAACACACACAUCCACGCUCAUCCUCCACCAAGAACACACCACAAUGGCAGCAAGGCGUCACCGCCAAAGAGCUUCAACAGCUGUUUGUCUGGCUCAGCGUCGGAGAACACACUCAAUCGCAUUCGCUGCAACAGUCACAGUAGCAGCAGCCAGACGCUGUCCCCGAAGAUGCACAGCUCCCCGAGCUUUACUUUUGGCUGCCCCCCAUCCCGAACUUACACACAGUACAACGGCACACACACCAGCGGACGUGGAGUCAACAAGACACUCGGCCCAGUCAGGGACCCUAAGCCUCAGGAGAGGAGACGUCCACCCCACCACCGCUCCAUUCUACGGCCUCCCAGCAACAGCCACACACCCUCCCACCCCCCACUCUCACCCCCUUCCUCCUCCUCCUCCUCCUCGUCUUCCUCUGUGUGUGCAGCGGCCUCCGUCAGUAUGACAGGCCUCAGCUGCCCAGACUUUCAGGCUGGAGGACCCACUUCAGCGGGUUGGUCCAGAAUGCCUUUCCCCAUGCGGCGUGUGGGGAGAGGGUGCCGGACUCUUACAGUCACUCAUCACCCCGCAGAGGACCGCACAGAGACCGCUAAAGACUUGGGGCCUGAACAUAUCCUUUCCUCCAUCAAAUUUAGCAAGUAUGAGCUGCAACCUCACAUGAGCCGCAUCCCCAUCCGGAGAGCGGGGUCGACUGAAAGCCAUCCUGCACAUGGCAGUAAAAUCUCCCCUACCAGCAUUAACCCAGUCUCAUCUGGAGAGGAGGAGGAGUCUGCCACCAUGAAGGUCUGGAAGCUGCUUAGACCUGGCCUCCAUCGACACUUGUCACUGUCAGGUGUAUCUGGGAAAGAGGGUGCCAUGCCGCUGGCCUCUAAAGCACUAAUGAAGAAAAGCCCAGACAGCAGUCUCCACUACAGAGGAAAUACUAUUAUAGAAACGGCACACGAGGAUGAAGCGGUGGAACAGGGUGAGGAAGCUCCAGCGAUGCCUCUGCCUGAGACUGUGAACAUGUGUGAGGCAGUGGCCCUGUAUGGAGAAGCCUAGCAGCUGCACAGAAGAGGAGCCACUUGUGUGUAUGUCUGUAUUUCCUUGUGAGCCUAAAUUAGGAUAUUGUGACCAAAACCAUUUCAACCAGGAAACAGGAGGGGGCAUUGUCAUCACAGCAGGGUUACUUGGGGCAUCUUAAUAUGCAAUACAGCAGGUUUAACAGUAUUUAUUCAGAUUCCAGAACAUGCAUGAUGUUUCCACCCAUGCUGUUCAACAUAGUCCGACUGUGGAGCUGUACAACCACUGAGCAGCUUCACUGGAGCAGCUAAAGGUUUAGUGCCUUGCUCAAUGAAACCACAGCUGUGGUUGAGGUAGAGGAGAAGUACACACCUUCCCCAUCCAAGUUUUCCAACUGAUCAUGAAUCCAUACACUUGAAAUAUUCUGUAUCCUUUCAGCUACCAUCAUUGUACUUCACAUAUUGUUCUUUGUAGUUUUAGUCCUUGCCUCCUGAUGUCCCCUGAUGUGUAACUGCACUCUGACCAACACUGUCAUGCACUGGCAAGUAUUUUUACAGUCACCCACUUGUACUAUUACAGCAAAGGGUUGAUUUUUAUUCAGACUGAUAAGCACGGCAGCACCUUCAUAACCUCCUUGUUUCAGUUGUGACUUUAGAAACAAAUGUGAGUGAAGUGUGUAUUUAAUGUCAUUAUUCCAGAAGGUUGUGGUGUUUUGCAUAUUUUGCCUAUAAAAGGUUUGCACUCCUGACAUUUUCAUGGUUUGUUUUACACAAAUUUAAGUAUGUUUUACUCCAGCAAAGAAACCGUAAAAUAGUGGUGUGUAAUGAGUGCAAAUAUGAAACAAUAAGUAGCUACACACGUCCUAUUGAAUCGAGACCACUGGUGUGUGACAAGAAAUAUGAUAAAUGCUUCUGAAAGGUCCAGCUACUAGUCUGAAAGUACAGUAACAGCACGGUUAGGUUACUGAAAAAGAACCAACCACAACUAACAAUACAAAACCAAGGCUAUGAAUAUUGCUUAAUAACAUAAAGAAAAUAAAACAUGCUGUAUAUCUGCCUGCAGCAGCUCAGCCUUAAGUGGGAAUGUCUGUGAAAAAAUCCCAAGAGAGAGGACACCAAAGCCCACGAGGCCUGGCAGUGGCUGCAUCUCCUGCAGUCUACCAGAGGACUUGUGGGGUCCUUGAGAUAUCAGUCCUGGUUGAUUUAGUUCCUAUUUGAGUGAAAAUAUAUACAUAUACAUACACACACACAUAUAUAC